Messenger RNA from Penicillium paradoxum, 1821 nucleotides. RefSeq lists its product as uncharacterized. Gene Ontology annotation, cellular component: cyclin-dependent protein kinase holoenzyme complex; nucleus. Lineage: Eukaryota; Fungi; Ascomycota; Eurotiomycetes; Eurotiales; Aspergillaceae. Gene Ontology annotation, molecular function: cyclin-dependent protein serine/threonine kinase regulator activity; protein kinase binding. The record is from RefSeq and is a predicted model, not a curated record. The transcript has 3 exons. The coding region runs from base 1 to 1821 and encodes 606 amino acids. Gene Ontology annotation, biological process: regulation of cyclin-dependent protein serine/threonine kinase activity.
AUGUCUUCUACUGCAAACUUCCAUUCCUCCUUUUCGACCCUGGGAGCUCCAACCAUCAACUUGAUUGAAGAUCGCUCGUUGAAACCCUUGGAGUACUCGGGUUCCUCUCAGGCUGUUCCUAUUCGGAACGGUCUGCCUACCCCUCCGCACGAUAUGACUGGCAUCGCCUAUAAUGCCAUGCCACCUAUCGCCUAUGGGGGCAAACCCAACGGGGUGCCCUCUCACCUUUAUGGCCACUCGCGGACACAGUUCGAUUCCAUUUCAGGUUCGAUGAUGCCCGCCAUGAAACCGCAAAGACACGCACCGGUCAAAGAAGCCCCUGCGACAGAACCGACUGCUCAGAAGAAGUCCACGGGUAGAACGGGAGGAUCGCAACUCCGGAUUCCAUCGUCCAUCAACAACAGCCGGGGCAGUUUGGCCGAGUUUGCAGCUCAGAUGACCUGUCUGUUCUGGUUCGAAAAGACCUCGAAACUGCAAGCUAUCGAAGACCGCCAACACCCCGUUCCUUCCCUUGUCGCAGAGGCGAUCCCCACCGUUGGAUUUCAGAAAUGGGUUGCCACGAUCCUCUCCACCACGCAAGUCAGCCAGAAUGUUAUUCUACUGGCCCUUCUCUUUAUCUACCGCCUGAAGAAGUUCAACUCCGGGGUUAAGGGUAAGAAAGGUAGCGAGUUCCGGUUGAUGACCGUUGCGUUGAUGCUCGGCAAUAAAUUCCUCGACGAUAACACUUACACCAAUAAGACCUGGGCUGAGGUAUCGGGCAUUGCAGUAAACGAGAUUCACAUUAUGGAGGUCGAGUUCUUGAGCAACAUUCGCUACGACUUGUUCUCUUCCGAGGUGGAAUGGACCCGGUGGCAAACCAAGCUGGGGCUCUUCGGCGACUACUUCAAUCAGGCCUCGAUGCUGCCGGUCGAGUCAGCCGCGAUGCUCCGUGUCUCGCCUCCCCGCCUGCCGCAAUCGCCAUCGGCCAAGUUGCCGUCGCCUGGUACCGACUCGUUCCGAUCUCAGCCGCAGCCCAACUGGUACAUGCCACUCAAUGGAUUGCCAUAUUCGCUGCCACCACAGCAAUUGGGCGGCGAACCCUCAAUGGGAAAGUCUCGGAAACGAAGCGGUGAUGAGAGCGACGAGCUUCACCCGACCAAGCGCGUUGCUUUGUCUGCCCCCACAUCUGCCCCUUCGACUUCAAUGACGGUCCCAGUGACUGCUAUGAGCAUGUCCACCCUACCCCCUGUCUUGACUCCCACUUCUGCCCCGAUGGCACCAAUGAACGUUUCCCGUCUCCCGCCUCCUCACCAUGCGCCAUCUCUUCCGACUUCCUACUCCACGCCCCAGACGCUGCCUCCCGCAGCAUCUUCCCAGCUUCCAGCUAUCAUGCCUCCCAUGUACAAUCGGCCAUCGAACUGGCAGCAGAUGCCUCCUCUUUCUGUGCCUCCGAUGCAACCUGGCAUGUACAACCCUACUUCUCUGCCCGAAUUGGGCCGGCAACACCAGAGCUCUUUUGGUGCGUCCUCUGCCACGGUCUCCCCUGCCAUCUCGGCCUACUCCGUCCACACACCGCAGACGCACCUUUCUCCUUCAUUUUUCCUCGCCAACCGUAACUCGCCUUACCGGCCAGUGCGCUCUGUCAACACCUUGUUGAUUCCUCCCCCGUCAACCUCCCUACAGCAACAGCGCAAUGUUCCGUUCGAUCAUAUGCACUACCAGUCACUCUCAAAGGGAUCUACUUCUCGCAAGACUGGCUUGCUGCCCUAUAUCCAACCCGAUGCGUGGAACCAACCUCCCUACCUUCACCCCAUUUAUCCCCCUACCAGUUACACUGGUUGA